AAUACAGUAAUACACAACUGAUUAAUUUAUUAUUCAAUCAUAUCAAAUAAUUACUAUUGAUUUUGUAGUUUUGUUUAUUAUUAAUUCAUUGAAAGUUAUUCAAGUGUUAAUUUAACUGACUAACAUUUUUGGUUAAUUAUAAGAUUAAUUAUGGAAAUCUCUAGACGCUUUUUUGACAUACUCAAGUCCAUUAAUUACCAUGUUGGACACUUACCCAAAGAAUUAUUUGCAAAUGAAGCACAGCUUCCUGAGUUAUUACCUAUUUUCACGAUUUUAAUCAAUAGUGUCACAGUACAGUCAAAUUGUUUGACACCCAAGGAAUUAGCACUAUACACUUCUAUAUCUUCAAAGCAUGAUCAUUUCUCUUCUAUAGAAAAAGUAUUAAAAGCCAUUGAUAAAUUUUAUGAUGAAACUACUAAAGAUGCAGUAGUAUGUUCUUCUGAUCUUGAAACUUUAGAAAAAAAAAUUUUUAAAUCUCAACAAGAAUUAAAUGAUUUAAAAGCACAUGGAAUGUUGUAUGAAAAAAAGAUACAUUUAAUGGAUGAUGAAAUUUCUUUACUUAAACAAAAAGAGGAUAUUAUCAGCUUAUCUUGUUUUAAAACAGAAAAUAAUUUGGAUGCAGUUAUGAAAAAAUUUACUGAAGAAGUUGAUACACUUGGUUCUAAUGUUAAUAAGCUUCAUAAUCAUGUUACAAACAGUAUGACAAAUGAUUAUGAGUGCUUAACAAAAUUAGCAUCAAAUAACUUGAUUAAUUUGACUGAUUUAUGGCGCCAACAGAUUUUUGAAAUGAUAGAUAUAUGGUUUAAAGAGGAAAAUAUUUCUUCUUUAAUAAAUGAUAAGUUUUCUACUAAAAUUCAAACUCUAAGUCAACUCUCACAAAGUUGUACAGCUUUAAGGAUGGCUGGAAUGAACAAAAAAUGUGAGAUAUCAAAAUUAAAUAUGGCAGUGAAUAAUAUACUCAAUAUUAAGAAUUAUUUUAACGAGGAUAAGGAGAAUCUAAAUUCGAACAAUCAAGAUAUAAUAAAUUACAUUGACAAGCAUAUAAAAGAUCCAGAAGUACUCAUGGACAUUAAUCAACAGUCACAAUUUACUGAAUAUGACAAUAUACAAUCUCGUAUAUCAGAAACAGUGAUCGCGGACGCAACACAAAAACUUUCAGAAUUAGAAAAAAUUAAUGGUCGUUUAACGUUUGUACAAGAUUCCAUUGAACAUUACAUCAUGAUAUGUGAUGUGUUAUGGUGCCUGAUGAGAACAGGCUGUUCUAUGGCAAAUUUAAAAUGUGACUUAGUAUUACAUUGUAUCAAUGUUCUAGAAAAAACUUUUGAUGACAUUACAUUUGCAACUCAAUGGACUUUAAACCACAAUGAUACCGAAGUACCAAAAAAGCACGACAACUAUAUAUCUAUGGACAGUGAAUUUGUAAAAUUUGAUGAAUACAAACAUUACUCCAGCAUUUAUACCAACAGUAAUGAAAUUGAAAAAUUAUCAAAAAUGGUACAACAAUGGAAGAGUAAAUAUCAUUAUAGCAGAGAUGAGUGUAACCAGCUUGCCACUUUACAACAAGACUUAAAAAUGUAUAGUGACACAGUUAAUGAUUUAAUUUUUAAAUAUUUAAACACAGUGUAAUGAGAAAAUUUUAUUAUUUUUUAUUUCAUUGGAAAACAAUAUGAUAGGUUAAGUAAAAAUUUGAUAUAGUUUUGUAUUUACUUAAGUAUAAAAUAAGUUGAUAAGUAACAAAUAUUACAUUUUUAUACUAAAACAAUCGUUUUUCAUAUGAAAAUAGACUGUGUACAUUUCCUUCAA
Molecule: messenger RNA, 1803 nt
Organism: Rhopalosiphum maidis (corn leaf aphid)
Lineage: Eukaryota; Metazoa; Arthropoda; Insecta; Hemiptera; Aphididae
Exons: 9
Coding region: 151-1626 (491 amino acids)
Source: RefSeq, a predicted model, not a curated record